Messenger RNA from Coprinopsis cinerea okayama7#130, 2943 nucleotides. RefSeq lists its product as hypothetical. The coding region runs from base 1 to 2943 and encodes 980 amino acids. The transcript has 9 exons. The record is from RefSeq and is a predicted model, not a curated record. Gene Ontology annotation, biological process: proteasome-mediated ubiquitin-dependent protein catabolic process; regulation of protein catabolic process. Gene Ontology annotation, cellular component: proteasome storage granule; proteasome complex; nucleus. Gene Ontology annotation, molecular function: enzyme regulator activity. Lineage: Eukaryota; Fungi; Basidiomycota; Agaricomycetes; Agaricales; Psathyrellaceae.
AUGUCGAAAAAGCCCCAGGAAUUCACUAUCAAGGUCCAAGCCCAGGACCCUGAAAAGAAGGAGAAGCCCGACGACAAGCCCAACUAUGAAGGAUCGUCGAGGUUGCUGCAGGACUCGAAGGAGGGCGAGGAGAACGAGCUGUCUGAGGAGGAUCAGCAACUCAAGGACCAGCUCGAAAUGCUGGUAGAACGUUUGAAAGAAUCCAACAAAGACCUCUACCGAUCUGCUCUCGAAUCGCUGCGAACCCUGAUUCGAACAUCGACCUCUUCAAUGACCUCCGUUCCCAAACCUCUCAAAUUCUUGCGACCUCACUUUCCCAAACUGCAAGAGUUGUACGAGACUUGGGAGCCUUCCCCGAACAAGUCUUUAUUCGCGGAUAUCCUUUCAGUACUCGCCAUGACCUACUCUGAUACCGAACCAAGAGGUACCCUCCGAUACCGUCUCUUGUCCGACGAACUGCGUGCCGCGGAUACGAGCAUUGUCGACCCGUCCUCCUGGGGUCACGAAUACAUUCGACAUCUCUCCGCAGAGCUUGGGGAAGAGUACAACUACCGUGAAGAGGCCAGCGGGAAAGACUACGAGAAGGGCGCGGACCAGCCGAAGGAGGAUCUCCCUGGAACGAUUGAAGACCUUCGCAAGCUCGGAAAGACCUGUGCUACUUUCCUCCUCCGCCACAACGCGGAACCAGACGCCGUCGACUUGAUGCAAGAACUUGAAAUUAUCAAAGAUAUCAUCGAGCUUGUUGAUGAGAAUACCUACAGUCGCGUGUGCCAAAUGGUGCACUUCCUCGUUCCUCCAGACGACAAGUUGUUCCUGAGGGUAGCCCACGACAUCUACGUUCAACACCACAAAUUCCCCGAAGCUCUCGCUCUUUCCCUCCGCCUCAACGACCCAGAACUCAUCCGAGAGGACUUCAAUGCUCCUGGAAAUCCAUUAAUGAAACGUCAACUCGCCUUCCUUAUGGCUCGAUCACAAGUCCCACUCGAAUGGCUACAACCACCAUCAUCGGAGGAUGGCGAAGGCGAGGAUGUGGACUUCCAGGAAGAGCUCCCAGAAGAUCUCCUCGAGUGCCUCAGCAACGCCCGACUCAGCCAUCACUUCCGUGAAUUCGGAAAGGAAGUUGGUGUCGCUGAAGCAAAGAGCCUGGAGGACGUGUACAAGUCGCAUCUGGAGAACACGAGUAAGCUUUCGAUGCUGUCUGCUCUUCCCAACCCAUCUUUAAUCUUCCAUCCGUUAGGACCUGGUACCACUGCCAACAUCGACUCUGCACGAGGAAACUUGGCUGGCACUUUUGUCAACGCAUUCGUCAACGCAGGCUUUGGUAAUGACAAGCUCAUGGUUGAAGCUGAGGAGGGAAGCAGUUGGAUCUACAAGAACAAGGAUCACGGUAUGCUCAGCGCUGCAGCAUCGCUGGGUCUCAGCUUGCUCUGGGAUACCGACAUCGGUUUGAGUCAUGUCGAUAAAUACACCUACUCUUCAGAAGAGAACAUCAAGGCUGGUGCUCUCCUCGCAACGGGUAUCCUCAACACUGGUGUUAGAACCGAAGCCGAUGCUGCUCUUGCUCUUCUUGGUGAAUAUGUCGAGAACAACUCCAUCCCUCUCAAAACCAGCGCCAUCAUCGGUCUUGGUCUUGCCUACGCCGGGUCUCACAGAGAAGACCUCCUCGCCCUCCUACUCCCCCUGGUCGAAGGUUCCAACAGCAUGGAAAUCCUCUCCCUCGCCGCUCUUGCCCUUGGCUUCAUCUUUGUUGGAAGUGGGAAUGGUGAAAUCACGGGUUCGAUUUUGCAGACUUUGAUGGAGAAAGCCGAGGGAGAGGAUAAGAGUUUGGAUGAGAAGUGGACAAAGUUUUUGGCGUUGGGUUUGGGUCUUUUGUACCUUGGAUUGCAGGAUGCUUCGGAUGCGACGGUUGAGACUCUCAAGGCGAUCGAGCACCCUGCUUCACAAACUGCUCGCGUUCUCGUCGAGGCGUGUUCGUGGGCUGGUAGCACCAACGUUCUGAAAGUCCAGUCGAUGUUGGGAUACUGCUAUGAGCAUAUCGAUACCUCAGGGAAGGAUGAGAAGAAGGACGAGAAGGAGGGAGACAAGAAGGAUGGCGAGAAGAAGGAUGAAGAGGAGAAGGACAAGAAGAAGAAGGAUGACAGUUUCCAAGCGUUCGCUGUCAUUGGUAUUUCCCUUAUUGCUAUGGGCGAGGAAAUUGGAUCUGAAAUGAUCCUGCGACAAUUUAACCACCUCAUGCACUAUGGCGAACCUGUCAUCCGACGAUCCGUGCCUCUUGCUAUUGGUCUCGUCAGCGCUUCCAACCCCCAACUCCCCAUCCUCGAUACCCUCUCCAAAUACAGCCACGACAACGACCUCGGUGUCGCCCUCAACGCCAUCUUCGCCAUGGGCCUCGUCGGCUCGGGAACCAACAACGCACGUCUCGCGCAGAUGCUCCGUCAACUGGCUGGGUACUACCAGAAGGAGCCUGAUUGUCUCUUCAUGGUCCGUAUCGCACAAGGUUUGGUGCAUAUGGGCAAGGGCACGAUUGGGUUGAAUCCUUUCUACUCCGACCGGAGUAUCAUGAGUCGCCCCGCUGUGGCUGGCUUGUUGGCUACGCUAACUGCGUUUACGGAUGCUAAAGGAUUCGUCCUCGACAAGUAUCACUGGAUGCUCUACUUCCUCACACCGGCAAUGUACCCUCGCUUCCUCAUCACGCUCGACGAAGAGCUCAACGCGCUCCCGACGACCGUCCGAGUGGGUCAAGCUGUGGAUGUUGUCGGCCAAGCUGGCAAGCCUCGCACGAUAUCUGGGUUCCAGACGCAUACUACACCUGUGCGGAUGGGUAUUACGGAGAGAGCAGAGUUGGCUACUGAGGAGUAUAUUCCGUUUGCGCAUGUUUUGGAGGGCUUUGUGAUUUUGCAGAAGAAUCCUGGGUAUGAUAAGGAUGAUAGGAUGGAUAUUUGA